AGGCUGCCCCGGCAGGCUGGCUCGGGGCAGCGCUGAGUGGGCGGACUGGGAGCUGGGGAUGGAGGCUGAGAGGGGCUGCCCGUGGACGGGGCAGCUUGGGUCCGGGAAACGGGCAGCCCGAAGUAGCGUCCGUAAGAAAAAAAAAAUAGAUAAAAUGGAGCACAUGUUACUGCUACUCGUAUUUUUCAUACCUGUAUUGGGUCUCACUAGUGGGACAGAAACUGAACAAGAUUUUACUUGGCACUUAAAGAAGAUUCCCCAGAUCGUGAGUGAAAGAACUUUCUCCCUUGACAGCCCUAAAUUUGAAGCAAAAACCAAAUUAGAGCUGAACAGUGUGUGUGGAAUUGAAUGUCAAAGAAAAUUGCCGGUGCCAAGCUUCUCUGACUUGAAGGAGCUCUUAUCCUAUGAGACUGUCUUUGAAAACGGCACACGGAUCCUGACAGAAGUGAAUGUCCUCGGACUAGUGCUUGAUCCAGCUGGAAAUGCAACCACACCAAGGUCUUCAAGAAAGAAGAGGCAGAUAUAUGGAACGGACAGUAGGUUCAGCAUCUAUGACAAGCGGUUUAUGACCAACUUCCCAUUCAACACGGCUGUGAAGAUCUCCACUGGCUGUAGCGGUGUUCUCAUUUCCCCCAAGCAUGUGCUGACAGCUGCCCACUGUCUGCACAAUGGCAAGGAUUAUGUUAAGGGCAGCAAAAGACUGAGGGUGGGCCUGAUGAAGACAAAAUCCAGAGGUGAUGGCAGGAGGCGCAAAGGUGCUAAAAGAAGUAGGAGAGAAGUUUCUGCAGCCCAAGAGGAUCCCGAAGUUGUCACAGAACUAAGGCGACAAUCCAAAGGUGGCAGGAGAAAGCAGAGGAGGUCUGGGAAGAAGCAGGGGACCUCUGAUGGCAUGCCCUCCUUCCAGUGGACCAGGGUGAAGAGUACUCACAUACCAAAAGGCUGGUUUAAGGGUGUCUCUGGGGAUGUUGCCCUGGAUUACGAUUAUGCUGUUCUUGAGCUCAAGCGUCCCCACAAACGGAAAUACAUGGAGCUGGGUAUCAGCCCAACAAUUAAAAUGAUGCCUGGGAGCAUGAUCCACUUCUCAGGUUUUGACAACGAUCGAUCUGGGCAGCUGGUCUACAGAUUUUGUAGCAUUUCUGAUGAGUCCAAUGAUCUCUUUUAUCAGUACUGUGAUGCUGAGCCUGGCUCCACUGGAUCUGGUGUCUAUCUUCGUCUCAAGGAGCCCAACAAAAAGAAGUGGAAACGCAAGAUCAUUGCUGUUUACUCAGGCCAUCAGUGGGUGGAUAUCAAUGGUGAACAGCAGGAUUACAAUGUAGCAGUAAGAAUUACUCCUCUCAAAUAUGCCCAGAUUUGCUUCUGGAUACAUGGGAAUGAUGAGAACUGCACACGAGGCUGAAGAGAGCGGAACCUGACUCACUUAGCACCUGUAUUACCAUAGAGGGAAAGUCUGCUGCAGCAAGAACAUCACUCCACGUCAGGAUGUUUUUGAACUCAAAGCUCACAAGUAAUGUUACAGUGGCUUGAGGAAAACUGAAUUGCUGGGGGGUGGAUAGGAUUGCCAAACAAAAUAUUUCUCAUUGUAAUCAACACUAGAUAUGCACUUAAACCCACACACUAUAUUUAUGUUUGCGAUUGUGAUACAUUCAAAUCAUUCACAUUGGAAAAAAAAACAACUACAUCAGUUUGACAUUUUUUUUUUUUACCAAGGGAAGGAGAGAAACAUCUUAGACAGGUAUUAUUAAACAAUAUCUAUUUUUCCAAUGGAUUUGCUUUUCUCAGGGUUCUGUUUCAGUUCUUCGCAUGCAGGUUGUGCAUCCACCACAUUAUUUUUGUGUAGAAUGAUCCAGAGAACUGCAUGAGACCAAGAUGCUAUUUUGACAUUCUCUGAAGUCUACAGCUCCAUGUUGAGAAGCAGCAGCCUAGUUCAUGCUUGUUAGUUUGCAAAACUUCCUAGUCUGGUUGCUGCAGGAACAUGGAAAUCCAAAAUCUCUGUAGCUGAGGCUUAGACCUUGAAAACAAGUUUCACUUCAUUGUUCAGUAAAACCAGCAAAAAGAAAUUAAUGAACAUAGAAAUUUCCACAUUUGGAAAAAGAAGAAACAAAGAAAAUCUUCUUUGAGAAGCUAUAGACAUCUUAAACACACUCGUUUGCAUUCCAAUUAGUGUUUGGAGAGCUGUAGGUUUAGCUUCUAGUCAAAUGCUUAGCUUUACCAUUGGGAGAAGUCAUUGACUUCAAAGUGGCUAUUUGACAAUCAUUUAGAGCUUCACAGAUGAUCGAUUUUUUUGAGUGCUAACCAUUUUUGCAGUGUUUAGAAAUUGCUUUUAUAUGAGUUCAGCUUCACUAAUAGGAUAGUGUGUAUUAGACUGGGAGUUGGAAAGCAAUAUUUUAGUUUGGCUUUAUACAGUUCUGCAAAAUUGGGUAGUUUUGAUCAUGGCAUGUUCAGACUCCACCUCGGUGAGUUAGGAGUUUAAACUAAGAAUUUCUUUCAACUAAAUUAUUAUCACCUUCUGAAUGGUAGGAGAACUAUCCUGUACAUUAUAACAAAUAUCUUGCUAGGUAGCAGCAGUAGUUAGCGAAGAAUUUGGUUCAAUAUGUUUGCUGAACCAUAUAUUUAACAAAAACACAAAGUGAGCUUGACUUUUUCCACACCAUGAAACACCAAAUUACUGUGGAUUGCUACUCAAGUCUAUAUCUUUUAUUUUAUGUCAAGAUUUUGAAACACGUAGGAUUGUUAUGGUGCUACAUUAAUGUAAUAACAUACAAUGGUACUGUGUAUUUCUGAUCAUAUCCUUUGGGUUUUAAUACUUCUUAAAGAGCAUUCACCACCACAAUACUCAUUUUUUUGAAAAUGACCAAAAUACAUUUUCUU
This is a messenger RNA of Colius striatus (speckled mousebird), 2868 nucleotides long. It is a transcript of the gene PRSS35, whose product is annotated as serine protease 35. The transcript has 2 exons. Gene Ontology annotation, biological process: proteolysis. NCBI's taxonomy places the organism in Eukaryota, Metazoa, Chordata, Aves, Coliiformes, Coliidae. The record is from RefSeq and is a predicted model, not a curated record. Gene Ontology annotation, molecular function: serine-type endopeptidase activity. Bases 59 to 1396 code for a protein of 445 amino acids.